AAUGUUAAUGUAUGCGCAUGUACAUAAUAGGAUGUAUCAAUGAUGUAUUUAAAGGUGUAUGUACCAAAGGCACUUGACAAGAUUGAACAUUGAACAUUGAAGUUAAGGUUCUAUGUAGUAUGUACAUAACUAUGUACUUGGUCUUCAAAGUUCAAAGUUCAAAGUUCAAAGUUCAAAGUUGUAUCUUGAGGCGGGCCGGAAGAUCUCCGGUCCAAGCUUCGGCCGAAUCCAAUUGACAGCUGCGGCCGAUCGAACGGCCAAAACUUUAAAGAUCGUCCAUCUCUAAAAAUACAUACAUACAUUAAUCCAUUCAAACCUCAAAUCCAAAUAAACAUGGCCCCGUCUCGGGCUGUAGCCAGACUAGCGACCGUCCCGCGGCGUGUUGCUCAACACCAACAACGAUUCAUUCACGGGCCUGUCUUGCGCCGAUCUUAUUACUCCCACGACCACCCCCAGCCGCAAAGCAUAUACAACCCUGCCGAGGAAGCCAUUCUAUCCGCCGCCUACUGUCAUGUCCCCGAACACGGCUUCACCCAACGCGCCCUAUCUCUCGGCGCCCGCGACGCCGGCUAUCUCGACAUCAGCACCAAUCUACUUCCCGAGGGUCCCUUCAGUCUGAUCCGGUACCACCUCGUCACCCAGCGGAACGCCUUGGCCCCGCGUAGUAAGGAGAUAUUUAAUGCCAAUGCCACGGGCGAAGAAGGGGCGGCUCCUACGUCGGUGCAAAUUCCGGACAAGGUCGAGCGAUUGACGUGGGAGAGGUUAUUAGCGAACCAGGACGUCAACCACCGCUGGCAAGAGGCUCUAGCCGUAAUGGCGCAACCCACGCACGUCCCCGCGUCUCUACGCGAGCUAGCACUACUGGCAGACGAGAUAUACUAUCUAGCCGGUGAUCCUUCGGUCGACCCAUCCUGGUAUACGAAGCGCGGGUCUCUGUCCAUGAUCUACGCCUCGUCCGAGCUCUUCAUGACCAACGACCGGUCUCCCGGCUACGACGAGACCCGCGCUUUCCUGCAGCGCCGCCUCGACGAGACGAACAAGAUGGGGAAGACCCUGGGCAGCGUUGCCCAGUGGGUAGGCUUUACCGCCUCCGCUGGCGUGAAUGUGCUUCGGAGUAAAGGGGUUAGGAUAUAGAGCAUACCCGUUUACGUAACAGAGCCGGUGAGAUAAAAAAAAAUCAAACUACCUCGUAUGAAAACACACACACACACACACACACACACACACACAUGUACUAUAUGUACAUAGAGAAAUUCCCAUGCGCA
Messenger RNA from Hypoxylon fragiforme, 1265 nucleotides. Its product is annotated as ubiquinone biosynthesis protein COQ9. NCBI's taxonomy places the organism in Eukaryota, Fungi, Ascomycota, Sordariomycetes, Xylariales, Hypoxylaceae. Gene Ontology annotation, biological process: ubiquinone biosynthetic process. Gene Ontology annotation, cellular component: mitochondrial inner membrane. Gene Ontology annotation, molecular function: lipid binding. The record is from RefSeq and is a predicted model, not a curated record. The transcript has 3 exons. Bases 334 to 1134 code for a protein of 266 amino acids.